Molecule: messenger RNA, 1728 nt
Organism: Saccoglossus kowalevskii
Lineage: Eukaryota; Metazoa; Hemichordata; Enteropneusta; Harrimaniidae
Product: N-acetyl-D-glucosamine kinase-like
Molecular function (GO): N-acetylglucosamine kinase activity
Source: RefSeq, a predicted model, not a curated record
ACAUUCUCCCAUAACAUGGCAAUUUGUGCCGAAUUGUAUAUGUUUUAAUUUUUCAUUUAUUACACGGUUACCAUGUUUUUCACGUUGAAAAAGAGCAUGCCAAACGUAAGAAAUUGAUUAUUGAUUAUAAACGACUUGUUGUAGACCACAGCAGGCGGAUACAUUUUGUUCAGUAAAAUAUUAUCAUACAUAGAUAUUUUUCCCCAAAGACUUUCAGAGUGGAACCCAGACGGAACAGUUUUUGUGUAUGUGUCGGGACAUCCUGGGCGUGAGAUGUAAGGUCACCCAAGGUCACAUGAAAUACUGCACAUGCGCAAUGUGACUACAGAUUCAACAUGGCGGAAGAGAAAGUGGUUGAAUAUUUCGGAGGAAUCGAGGGUGGUGCUACCCAUUCCAAGAUGGUGAUAAUGUCAUCUGACGGAAAAAUUAAAGCUUGGAGUCGAGGACCAAGUACAAAUCAUUGGCUGAUUGGUAUUGAUGAAUGUCUUGAUAGAAUACAUAAUAUGGUUGUAGACGCUAAAUUAACAGCAGACAUUGAUCUAGACAAACCUCUAAAAUCAUUGGGCAUGUCUUUGAGUGGUGGUGAACAAAAAGAAGGUCAAAAGAAAGUUAUUGAAGGAUUGAAGACCCGUUUUCCUAAUAUUAGCGAACAUCAUACAAUGUGUACUGAUACAUUUGGUGCAAUUGCGACGGCGUGUGAUAAUGGUGGUAUAGUGUUAAUUUCAGGUACUGGUUCUAAUUGUCAGCUGAUCAACCCUAAUGGUAAAAUACAUGGAUGUGGUGGAUGGGGACAUAUGCUGGGAGAUGAAGGAUCUGCUUAUUGGAUUGCUCACCAAGCUGUGAAAAUUGUGUUUGAUUCCGAAGACAACAUGAAUGAUGCUCCGUAUGAUGUUACCUAUGUGUCAAAGGCUAUGUAUCAGUUUUUUCAGAUCACAGAAAGACAUGGAAUGUUAGAUCAUGUGUACUCUAACUUUAACAAACCAAAGUUCGCAGAUUUCUGUGUGCGUCUAGCUGAAGGUGCAGUGAAACAUAAAGACGAUUUAUGUUGUUGGUUGUUUAGACAAGCCGGUAAAGUCUUGGCAAGACAUAUAAUUUCAUUAGGACCAAAAAUUGAUGAGUGUUUAUUAAAGGCUGAUGGUGGUCUUCAAAUUGUUUGUGUUGGAUCAGUUUGGAAAAGUUGGGAUCUUCUAAAAGAAGGUUUUCUGGAAGGGUUAAAGCCACGGCAUGAUAGAGAUAUUACUAUUGAAGAAUUCAGUCUGCUUGAUUUGAAAGAAUCGCCAGCUAUCGGUGCGGCUGUGAUAGGUGCUAAAGAGUUUGAUUAUAAUUUAUCAAUUAAAUAUCAAGAUAACGUUGAUGUAUUCUUUCAUCACAAAUUCUGAUUGGCUGUCGUACACCAUGUGACUGAUCACAUGUCCUGUAGUCUUAAUUGCAGUAUAUACUUGCUUUGCUCAGUAAAUAGGCAAACAUCAUGGACCAACCACAUUCCGGCAUUUUCCUGUUUGUUCAACUGUAAUGAGCUUUUUGAACAUAACAUUCCAUUUAAACAUCCCUGCCCUAUCAAAUGCCAAAAACACAAGUUCCUGCCAUAUUUUUUUUUAUCUAGAAUACGUUGUUGUUCUCAUUGAUUCAAUAUACAUGUUCUAUCUGGUCCAUAUGUAAAGGUGUCGGAUGUAGUGAGAAUUUAAUUCUAUUGUGAACUUUACUAUAAAACAAGACCUGUCUAACCAG